Messenger RNA from Nerophis lumbriciformis (worm pipefish), 1634 nucleotides. RefSeq names its product ankyrin repeat and SOCS box-containing 12b (gene asb12b). Gene Ontology annotation, molecular function: protein binding. The record is from RefSeq and is a predicted model, not a curated record. Lineage: Eukaryota; Metazoa; Chordata; Actinopteri; Syngnathiformes; Syngnathidae.
CAGAUGGAAACACAUUGACUUGCCUGCAGGAACAUUAUGGUUGUGGGCCGUGCUGUCAACAUGAGUCUGAUGGACAUUUCCAAGAUCUUCUCCAUGCUGCAGCCCAAGGAGGAGGAUGAGGACCUAGAGUUGAUGAGCCAGGAUUUGAACAACGCCGUGAGCAGCGACAACGUCACUCUCCUCUCAGAGCUUCUGUCCCAGGAGUGCUACAGGAGGUCCAUUAAUGCACGAAGUGGGUGGGGGGUCCCAGUAACCCCCUUGAGGACCGCUGCUGCUGUGGGGCAUCUGAGGUGCUUGGAGCUCCUACUGGAGCAUGGAGCAGAGAUCGACAGCUUGGACGUAAAGGCCCAGACGCCACUGUUCACAGCUGUUAGCGGCAAACAUCUGGACUGCGUGGCGGCCCUGCUGAAGGCCGGAGCCGACCCCAACGGCAGCCAGUACAACAACUGCUCACCGGUGCUGACCGCUGCCCGAGAAGGAGACGUGGACAUCCUCCAAGAGCUGCUCCGCUUCGGAGCGGAGGUGGACGUCCGACCCAAAGUACCUGAGUGGGCGAGCAACGCCACAGCCUGCAGAGGGCCUCUGUACAUCUCAGCGGUGUAUGGACACCUGGACUGCUUUAAGCUCCUCCUCCUCCACGGAGCCAACCCCAAUUACAACUGCACGGAUGAGAAGAUGCUGGCUCGGAUCAAGCAGCCAAAGACGGUCCUGGAGGUGUGUAUGCGUUACGGCUGCGGGGUGGAGUACAUACAGCUUCUCAUAGACUUUGGAGCAGAUGUGUAUCUACCCACGCUUAUCAUUGACAAGACCACCAAGCAGAAUGAAGCAUUGGUCCUGCUGCUCAAAGAAAGAGUUUGCCCCAAAACUCUGAUGUCGCAGACUCGCCUCGCGAUUCGAGGACAGCUUUUCUUCAAAGAGCCUGCCAUUGACAGUUUGGACAUUCCUCUCAUCCUGAGGAACUACCUGAAGCACAUCCCCUAUGAGCUCACCUGCUGCUCCAGCUAGCAGCAGAACCAAACCAAUAUGACGAUUCGUUAGGGGAGUCCACAGUGCGGCAUGCAGCUACAUUUUUAGUUGCCCGUCGCACAAUCUAAAAAUAUUAUUAUGAAAAAACACAUCAAAAGUUCAGUGGAACCUCGAUUUAUAAACCUAAUUGAUUCUUGAGCAGGGUUCGUAAAUAAAAACGAAAUGUCUUCAUAAGAAACAAUAUAAACAUGAAGAAUGGGUUCCGGCUUCGACAAAAGACAAACAAUUGUUAUAAUAUCAAACAGACAUAACAAGAGGGUGAUGGAUCAACUUUCUAUUUAAUAACAACGCCAAAACAACAACAACUAACUGAAAUGUCCUCAUUUUCAGCCGCCUUGCCAACACGCACACACACUGUCACUAGUUAUUCUGUCCCUUGCCUACGUGGCUGCACGGACUGACAGAUAGCUAAACACCGGUCCUUGGCGUUGAAAAGUGAAUGAUGACUUAGACCAGGGGUCCCCAAACUACGGCCCGCGGGCCGGAUACGGACAGUCCCAAGUUAAACAUUUUAUUAAAAAUUAUUAUUAUUAUUUUUCAAAAUCUGUCCUUUGUAAUCAAUUUUCUACCGCUUGUUACUCUCGGUGUCUCCUAGCCGCUAAGACAGU